This is a messenger RNA of Xylona heveae TC161, 987 nucleotides long. Its product is annotated as RmlD substrate binding domain-containing protein. The record is from RefSeq and is a predicted model, not a curated record. The coding region runs from base 1 to 987 and encodes 328 amino acids. Gene Ontology annotation, molecular function: methionine adenosyltransferase regulator activity. Gene Ontology annotation, biological process: S-adenosylmethionine biosynthetic process. Lineage: Eukaryota; Fungi; Ascomycota; Xylonomycetes; Xylonales; Xylonaceae. Gene Ontology annotation, cellular component: methionine adenosyltransferase complex. The transcript has 4 exons.
AUGCCUCAAACUGCUCUAAUCACCGGUGCGACUGGUUUACUUGGUCGCCAAGUCUUCAAGGCUUUCCAGCAUGCAGGAUGGAUCACCAUCGGAACGGGCUUCACUCGUGCGAAUCCUCCGUCAAUCCUAAAGGUAGACUUGGGUAAUACAGAGGAGGUUAAGAGGGCAUUGGAUGAAGCCAAGCCGCAAGUCAUUGUCCAUUGUGCUGCCAACCGCUUCCCUGACAAGUGUGACGCGGACCCCGAAGGCACCCGAGCAUUGAACGUGGCAGCUUCACGCGCCCUCGCUGAAGCCGCUGCCUCGCGCAAAAUCUUCUUAAUCUAUAUUUCCACAGAUUACGUCUUUUCCGGCAAGCCCGGUGAGGCGCCUUACCAAAAUGACGCUAAGACUGGUCCCACGAACUUCUACGGCCAGACCAAGCUUGAUGGCGAGGAGGCAAUUCUUGAGGCAACCAAAGGCACAGGACUGGGCGUUGUUCUGCGUGUGCCUGUGCUGUAUGGCUCUGCGUUUGAACCCAAGGAAAGUGCUGUGAACGUCCUUCUGGAAGCUGUCGACAAGGCGGAGGCGCAUGCCUUGGCCCAAGGCAAGGGCGAGACUAGCACUAAAGCUACCAAGAUGGAUGAUUGGGCUUUACGAUUCCCAACAAACACCGAGGAUGUUGCUCGUGUAUGUCAGGACAUUGCGAAGAAAUAUUCUGUUGAGACUCCCGACGCGGACCGCGCGAAGCUCCCAACUGUGCUGCAAUUCUCGGCUGAAGAGCAAUUUACAAAGUACGAGAUGUGCAAGCUUUUUGCAGAGAUUUUGGGUCUUCCUUUGACCGAGGACGCUAUGGUUGCGAACAAGGAGGGUAAUGACCCCAACGCUGCUGUCCAGCGGCCGUAUGAUUGCCAUUUGUCUACAAAGGCGUUGAAGGAUCUCGGUAUCCCCGUCCAUGCCGUUGACUUUAAGGACUGGUGGAGACGCGAGCUCAAGGCCUACCGCCGAUAA